Molecule: messenger RNA, 3565 nt
Organism: Xiphias gladius (swordfish)
Lineage: Eukaryota; Metazoa; Chordata; Actinopteri; Istiophoriformes; Xiphiidae
Product: solute carrier family 35 member E2A-like
Exons: 9
Coding region: 498-1664 (388 amino acids)
Cellular component (GO): Golgi apparatus
Molecular function (GO): antiporter activity
Source: RefSeq, a predicted model, not a curated record
UAGCAGCCACGUCUCGGGGUCAGGUGCACAGAUAUGGGUAACCCAGAUAGAUAGGUGAACGUGGGCGUGCAGUGAGAACAGGCUCAGAUAACGCCGGCGGGCUACAGCGGACAGCACUGCAGGCUUGUUAGCUCCCGUUCCUUUGCAUCUGGUCUUCCUACAAACAAAGCGAGGGUUAGCUAGCGUCGGUGUGCAACUUCCUCCCCAUAACCCACUCGCCGCUGUCUCGUCGACCAGCUGGGUGGAUUUUUUUCAGUCCAAGCUGAAGCAUCCAGGUUCCGAGAGAGAGAAAAUGAUAUCUGUUCUUUCCAGCUGCUGCGGAGGAGAACCGGUCCUAAAAGCAUUCCCAGCAGCCACUGCGCCACCGAGGGGACUGCUCCGUUGCUGGACCCAUCAGAAGAUGGACUAAGCCUUUAAAAAACUUCGCCAGCGCCUCACCUCUCCUCGUAUCACCCACCUGUUGGGCCCCCGGAGGGGCCCCUCGGGCAGCAAGCGGGAUGCCCAGCAGCAGGCAGACUGCCAGGCACCCGGUGUGGCGCUUCCUGUCGCCGUUCGGCACCCGACAGGAACGAGUGGUGCUGGCCCGAAGCGAGAGCUUGCCAGGGGAGCAGGUGCUGAAGAUCACGGUCACCGAGACCACGGUGAUCGAGGCGGAGUCCGGGGUGUGGAACUGGCGCUCCCUGACCUACCUGGGCCUCUGGUACUUCUUCAGUUUCUGCACCCUGUUCCUCAACAAGUACAUCCUGUCACUGCUGGAGGGGGAGCCCAGCAUGCUGGGUGCUGUUCAGAUGCUCUCCACCACAGUCAUUGGCUGCCUAAAGAUGUUUGUCCCCUGUUGCCUGUACCAGCACAAGUCCAGAACCGAGUACCCCCCCAACUUCAUAAUGAUCAUGCUAUUUGUCGGACUCAUGAGGUUCACCACAGUUGUUCUGGGCUUGGUGAGCCUGAAGAAUGUGGCCGUGUCGUUUGCAGAGACAGUGAAGAGCUCCGCGCCAAUCUUCACUGUCAUCAUGUCCAGGCUGAUCCUCGGGGAGUACACGGGGCUGUGGGUGAACCUGUCCCUGUUCCCUGUCAUGGCCGGCCUGGCCCUCUGCACAGCCACAGAGAUCAGCUUCAACAUGCUCGGCUUCUCCGCCGCGCUCUCCACCAACAUCAUGGACUGUUUGCAGAACGUAUUCUCCAAAAAACUGCUAAGUGGAGACACAUACAAGUUCAGCCCUCCAGAGCUGCAGUUCUAUACCAGUGCAGCAGCAGUCAUCAUGCUUAUACCUGCCUGGGUGUUCCUCUUGGACAUUCCAGUUAUUGGGAAGAGCGGCCGGAGCUUCAUCUUCAGUCAAGACAUUAUCCUGUUGCUGCUUUUCGACGGCGGCCUGUUCCAUCUGCAGAGUGUCACCGCCUAUGCUCUCAUGGGACGGAUCUCCCCAGUUACCUUCAGUGUCGCCAGUACUGUCAAGCACGCCCUGUCAGUGUGGCUGAGCAUCAUCGUGUUCAGUAACCAGAUCACCAUCCUCAGCGCCACUGGCACUGUCCUUGUGUUUGUCGGGGUCUUCUUUUACAACAAGGCCAGGCAGAUCCAGAGGGAAACCUUACAGGCCAUGGCUGCUGAGCAGAACCACAAACCACUACUGCAGGACCAGGACUUCCAAGCUGCUCAGUCUCACUGAGGACUCAGCACUUAAGACUAAGAUGCUGCUUGAAAUGAAAUCAAGGUGUUAAAAUCCUGUUUGCUUACCUGUGGCUCUCCAAACAGCAUGACAGGAUUUUUCUAUGUUCUCCACCAUGUACACAUGACAGUGCAUAUUUUUUUCAGGUGCCAUUCAGUGUCACUGUCGUGUCUUUGAGCUUAAAGCAAACGCUGGUGACCGGCUCAGUAAGGUCGCCAAAGUUGGUCUGUUUGACAAAGCUUUCACUAGUCCUGUGGAACAGUAUAUACAGUAUUUCUUUGUCCCUAUCCUGACGACCUUACUUACACUUUAAUCAUCCUUGAUCCUUUGCUUUGUCUAAUAUUGGUCAGUAAAAGGGGAAGCUCAGGGUGUCCUUCAGCGUUUUGAAGGAAGUGACUUCUGUAAGCUUUUUGUCUUACCUUUGCAUUCCAGAGCGUGCUGGUUUCUCUCUCCUUUGUGGUACAGCAGCUGCUGAAUGUAUGCUAUUGUGAAUAUCUGUGGAGCAUUGAAGCUGUAAGAUAUUCAUUCCUGAUAGUGUAACCUACACUGUUUCAUACAAUGUAAAAUUUCUCGAUUGCAUCUGAAUACAAGAUGUGAAUAUAGGGCACAAGUGCCUGAGAUGUGAGGCUGUUGGGAGGCUCGUCCGGCCAAAGCGUAGACUGACCGUCUGACACAUUUGUAAACAAUGUGUGAAACAUUUGGAAGCCACAUACUGCAUUCUAGGAAUGCUCAUCGUCUCUCAUUACCUGUUGUGGGUGUAUUUAGGGAUUAAUGUACUUGCAUUUUCUUUUUGUUAUUCUUUGUAAACUGACUCACCCCCGGUGCAUGCUGGGAUAGCAGUCCUGGCGACCAUGAUCAGGAAAAGGGGCAUGGAGAAUGAAUGGAUGGCCAAGGUGCUGUUUAUCACACAUUCAGGAUGUUAAAGAGAAAAGGUUUAUUACAAGUUUCGGUUUUGAUUUUGUAGCUCAGAUCGAUUAUGUCGGACAGCCAGAUGAUGUUUCAAACAAACCCCAAGUCAGUAAAAUAAGAAGGUGAACGGUAAAAUUCCCAUACAAACUGUCCGUAUUAUCAUCCAUCAGUGUUUACAAGAAACUUCCUGGUUCAACUUUUGUUUGAAUUUGCGUCUUGUGCCAAGAGGGAUUACUGACAUUAAAAAUGUUUUACCUCCAAAUAAAGUCGUAGAUUAUGUUUGUUUUAAUAGUCGCCUGAUUUAUUGGACGGCCCGUUGGAUGUAUUUUAGCAAUGUCACUGUGUUCUAAGAUCUCAGGUGACUGCUGUGUUGUUAUAAGCAACUAUAAAACCUAAAUUCUAAUAAAACCAGUUUUCUUUUAAACAAAAAAACUUUAGGACACAUGCUUUAAAACAGGUUCAAACCUCUGUCAUUUAUACUAGUAGGUUUUAAUGUAAAACCUGUCUCUAUGGGCUAUCUUGUAGCCUCUUUAAAACAACACAACAAACAUCAGCUGUUCAUGAAUAAGUUCAGGAUAAGAGCUGCAUCACAAAAUGAAAAUUCCCAUUCAGUAAGUGUUGCCAGUGCUUCCCUAUCUGUCCUCACGAGUCUCAUUUCAGCUUCUGUGGUGUAAGUGAAGCUUCUCCCAGAGAUGUCUCUUCCAUAUAAACAAAUUAGUGCCACUAUUACACCUUUCCAAAAAUAGCUGCACGGUGCCAAUAAUGUAAUAAUAACAGUACAUGCAGUAUGAAUCUUAUUAUGAGCAUACUGCUUGUAGUCUCCUACUCUGCUCGUGUGUGUCCAGGCUUCUCUCCCAAUUUUGCUGACGGUUACUGACAUAACACAGUCCAUUGGGUGUCUGAUAGGACAUAUCUGUAUUAAUCAUUGUCUGAUAGCUAUUUUUUUUUUUUUUUCAAAAGCAUUUUAGUAUUCAUUUGUUUGCUUUAAUUUU